Messenger RNA from Frieseomelitta varia, 3085 nucleotides. RefSeq lists its product as uncharacterized. The transcript has 5 exons. The coding region runs from base 580 to 1503 and encodes 307 amino acids. Lineage: Eukaryota; Metazoa; Arthropoda; Insecta; Hymenoptera; Apidae. The record is from RefSeq and is a predicted model, not a curated record.
AAAGUGGGACGAAAACGGACAGACGAAUAAAAGGAAAAAAGAAGUGAUCGAGGGAAAGUAAUUGAAAAAAAAAAGGAUUGUUGGCGGAAAGGCGCGCGCGCACGCGCGCGAGAGAGAGAGAGAGAGAGUGGCACUGCAAGGACCAAAUAAAAGAGCCUCGUGACGGAGGGGCUUCGUACGGCCCUGGCGCGACUGCGGCAUUGCACCCCCACAGGGGGUUCUCUGCCAAAUACACCGAAUCCACCUUCCACCCCAGAACAUAGAAACCACGGAUGUCUGGUGGAUGGUCGCGGAUCGAGCCGUAAAAAUGGUAGUUCGAGGGGUAACGGUGGGACCGAUUCAACAACGGCCGAGUCUCAGCCGCAGUCGCAGUCGCAGUCGCAGUCGCAGUCGCAGCCGCAGUCGCAGUCGCAAUCACAGACGUCGCGUAUUUCUAAUGCCACCGCACAUCGUCACAAUGGAACAGAGAAUUCGCGCGAAACCGAUUUGUUGUCUCACGCUGCUUCAGCGUUACGGAGAUUGCACUUUAAAUCUGCAGGCGGAAGUCGAAGUUGCCGUACCGUUCCAAAAGUAGUCGUCAUGGGUUCGAGCACCGCUUCUGAAACAACGAUCAACACUAGCACUGACAGUGCUAACACGAUGCUUACGAUGGUGACGACAACGGACGGUGAACAACCAGAUGACAGCUUCGAUUUGAUGGACAUCCCGUCGGAGAUGUCGCCACCGGCUGCUACGUCGUCGACCGGUCAGUCAUCGGAACCGAUUCUACCAGCUGUAGUUUCCUCACCAUCGUCAGUCCCGCCACCUUCAUCCUCUUCGUUGAUCGACUAUUCGACCUCAGACGAGAAGGGAAAACUUAAAACGGGUUCCUCAUUAUCCACUGACGCGACAUUGAGAUCGGAACUUUCAAUCGGCUGUUUGGAUAUUCGGGCAUCCAGCGUUUCGAAUCUUCUGGACGAGACUGAUGCUCCUCCGGUCGACGCGACGCCUAUUAUCAUCCAUGGCGCCGUCAAUGACGCUGGCAAGGUUUCCGUCUCCGGAAGAACUCCUCCUCUUCCAGAUCUUCGAGCGACUGAUUUUUUCAGCACACCCGUGAGAGGUUCGGUGGAUGCUGGUCAGCCGGAGACGAACGAUGUAAAUUCGACGCUAACCUUAAUUGUGGGAAGAGCCCGUGGCGAAGAAGGAAAUCGAGAAAAUCGAGAAAAUCGAGUAGCAAACAACAUUGAUGAGAAGAAAUACGGAGAUGGAAAGCCAAAUGUGAACGUUACGACGAAUCCUUUGGACAUAUCGUUGAUAGGCGCUCGCACCGACAGAAGCAACAACGGGCAGUCUUCCGACGGUCCUGGUAGAACUAGUGCCACGAACAAACCUCGAGGGAAACCCGCUGAAUCGCAUCCCCUCGUUUCAACCAUUCAUUCAUGGGUCAGGCUCUUUUUCCCGUUUUGCGCAAUAGGUAUAAAGUUGAUUGUGCUCGAGUUGUGCUUCGAGACUCUUUAUUUUUGAUAUUGAGUGAUCACCGAACCGACUAUACGCGUACAUAUAUAUUAAAUAUGUGAACCUGUAAACUCGUUAAAAAAUCGAGUACCUGUCGGUUGUUUUUUUUGUCCAAAUCGACAUUAACGGUCGGUGGUCGCUCAGAUUUGCGCUGAUCUUGUCCACCAAACGAAUUUCGUUUUCACUCGUUUUCGUAUACCGUGUUGCAGCAUAUUCUUGUAUAUGCACUCGGAGAUCCGAAUACGAACAAUACCAGCAACUUCAUUUUUUUCCUCUUUUUAUUACUUUUUUUUUUUUUAUUCGCUACAUCUCUUCGACAUUUCUAUUUCUUGUUUACCUUUCAAAUCCUUUGUUUUUUCUUUUUCACGCUUUCUCGUUCUCUCUUUCUUUCUCCUACUCCUCGCCCUUCUCUCUCUCUCUCUCUCUCUCUCUCCUCGAUCAGAAAUGAUUGAAACGAGCAUGUACGUGUAUAAUAUAUUCGAUAAAGGUGUUUGCGUGCAUUCGAUAUUUCGACGCGUAUGGUACCGCUUUGGUUGGUACGGUAACGCUUGGUCGUGGCACACUUUUCGUAAAGGCUAGAGGAACAACUUGAUUUCAUAGAGAAUCGCGAAAAUCGACAUUGAUCUAACAGACGAAACGGAAUACUGCGAUGGCGAACGUACAAAGGAAUGUCUCGAGGAGAGGAGAAUCGUUGCUCAUUAAUAUCACACACAGUUUCGUUGCAACGCUCUGCAUUUUUUCGAAGCUUGAGAAGAUGUAGUAUGCUACCGAUAUCCAAAAGCGCAUGUUUUAUCGACUUUGCCGGUUAGCUACAAUAAUUAUAAAUAGGUGAUAACGCCUCGAUCGUUAUACUGCAAGUUUCAUCGAAUUGCCGCCCUUGAUCUCGAAAAAGCUGCAUUCACGUAUUUUCUUUCUGGUCGAGAUACUUUCUUUUCACCUUUACCGAAAAAUCGUCUACGUAUUCUUCGUUUUUCUUUCGCGCUAUUCGCAUUAUUCGCAAACUAUUCUAGACUUGUAAAUUUCUACUUUCUUUUUUCUCGCGCUUUCUCCCAUUUUCAUCUCACCUUUGAUCUUUCGACUUCUGGUGAACAACCUGUUUCGAAUUCAUUAAUCGAUUAAUCAAUAUCUUCAACGAAUCACGCGCGAGUGCGUUCGUCUAUGUGUAUGUGUUGUGUGUAGUAAGUACUUACUUACUCACUUAGUUACUUCUGUCUAUCAAUUUGUCCAUUCAUUUGUCUGCGUGCCUGUAAAACAAUCUGUCGGUGUCUAAAAAUAUGCGAGUUUCUGAAAUAUUAACGACGAAACGAAGAGAAAAAUCAACGCAGGCAAAGGCAAAAGAAACCGGGGAAAUAUUGCUUGUAUAUUCGUGUACAUUACAAUAGUUGAGAAACAUUCUUCGAUAUAACUUUAAAAAUCGUUUAUAUAUCCAUUGCGAAUUGCGGGCGGCAAUUCUGCUUGCACGCGUAUGUAUCCCACGCGUAAGCUUAACACCUUAACAAAAAAAAAAAAAAAAAAAAAAAAAAAAAAAAGACUCUCCCGGCAUCGCACGUUUUUCGGUCGUCGCGAAUAAUCCCAUUUGCGUCAAAUCAUC